Cordyceps fumosorosea ARSEF 2679 is the source of this 3396-nucleotide messenger RNA. RefSeq names its product forkhead domain containing protein. The record is from RefSeq and is a predicted model, not a curated record. Gene Ontology annotation, cellular component: nucleus. Gene Ontology annotation, molecular function: sequence-specific DNA binding; protein binding; DNA-binding transcription factor activity. Bases 1 to 3396 code for a protein of 1131 amino acids. Lineage: Eukaryota; Fungi; Ascomycota; Sordariomycetes; Hypocreales; Cordycipitaceae. The transcript has a single exon. Gene Ontology annotation, biological process: regulation of ribosomal protein gene transcription by RNA polymerase II.
AUGACUUCGUUGAGCGUAGGCCACCAGGGCCUCCCCGACGUCGCCGUCGCUGCCGCCACUCAUUCUCUGCCGCCGCAUCACUCCGCAACGGCAUCCAGGACCACCGAAUCGACACGGCCCGUUGCCCCCGAUACCCCCGUUGAUGCGGCCGAGGUUUCCACUGCGCCGACCUCCUCCGCGCCAACGCGGAAGGACACUGCCAACGGCCCUUCGACCCCGACAAAGCGACCAACCACCCCUACAACGAAUGCUUCCGCCGCAAGCAACGCACAUAAUGGUACGGGGGAUGCCGCAGCAGCACCCCAGACUCCCAUCAUCACACAGCCCAGCGCAAACCCGCCCGCGCCCGCGCCUACGACUGCCAAAGAUGGCCAACUCGACACAUGCCAGCGGACCCAGGACGCCGCCAUGGCCAACCUCGAGCACUAUGCGCCUUCGACACCAUUCACACCCAUCGCCACUUCCAACAUCGAUCCGCAUGCCUACAUGAUGAUGGCUCUCGCUUCCAUGUCAAACGCAACGCCAUCGACAAUCCCACCCCCACCCACCGUCACCCCAGCCCAAGUGACCCUACCCAACCCCAUGGAUGAUGCUAAUAUCAAUGGCAUGGCCCUCGGUAGUACCGCCCGCCAGCCUGGUGCCGAGAAUGGCUUGGAAUCCUUUGCGCGAAUAGAAUUCGCCGAUUCCGUCUUUCAAAUGACAACAUAUGCCGUCAUUAUCGGCCGUGACCACCGUGCUAUGCUACAGGCCCGCCGCGAUGAAAAACGCGCACUGUUGCAUAUGCUCCGCGUCAACGAGUGUGCCAGCAUGGGCAUUGCGCCGCCGCUUCCCAUCGUUCAAGAUCGCAGCCAUUUCAGCAAAUCAUUCGUCUCAGAGGAAGGCGGCAUGCUUGGCCCCGAAUCGGACGGCGAAGAGGCCGGCCGGCCAGCGAAGCGUCGCAAAACGAGCACCGCAGGCUCAUCUCAGCAAGAAGUCGAGGAGAAUCCCGAAAAGGUCAUAUCCGAUCGCCAAUAUGUCUCACACACUCCCGGGGCAGCCGCCGUCGACCUCACUUCACUACGGCCCUCACCUUGGGACGUCCCUUUUAUCGGCAUUCAUUCUCCGGGUCCAGAAAUUGCGAGCAAGACCAAAGCUAUCUCUCGCGAACAUCUCAAAAUUGCCUUCAACCAAGAAAAGGGCUUCUUCGAGGCAAUUCCCCUCCAUAAAAACGGCUUCUUCUGCCAGGAUGUGCAUUACAUGAGCGAAAAAGUGGUACUAAGAUGUGGUGACGAGCUACAGAUCAAGGACGUUAAUUUUCGCUUCCUCAUCAACGGCGUCGAAAAGGGCAAGACGGGCGCGGAGGAGCAUCUCGCGGAAGAACAGAAGAAGGCCCAUGGAGGUAAGGAGAUGAGUUUUGAAUUCGAGCAGACGCAUGGCGAUGGCCAAAUCCAAGAUACUAGUGACGAGUUGUCAGACGUUGACGAUACACCUGCGGAAUUGUCAGACCUCAACGAGGAUGGCGAGGGCGAGGGCGAGGGCGAUGGUGAUGGUGAUGAAGAAAUGGUCGAGGAGGAUGCUGUUGAAGGUGAAGAGGCAAUCAAAAACGAAGCCUUUGCAGACCAACCGAAUCUCCUCAUGCCAGAAAUACCCAGAAAGAGGGGCCCCGGCAGACCCCCCAAGAAUGGCAUUAUGUCGAAACGCGAGCAGCGUCUGCUCAAGAAGCAGCAGCAAGAGAUGGCCAAAAAGACACUACCGCAGCCGCCCCCCAUCGAACAGCCUAUUAAGCGCAAGGUUGGUCGCCCACGCAAGCAUCCUCUUCCCGAGAAUGCCGGAGACCAGCCCGAGAAACGCAAGUACAAGCCCAGGAAGCCGCGCGAGGAUGGUGCUGAGGGCUCCGAUGCCGAAAGACGAGCACGGGAGAAGAAGGAGAAGAAAUCUCGUCCCAAAUCGCCGCCACUGGAGCUUAAGAUCGAGGACUACACCGAUGAGCAGCUUCAAAAACCCAACAAAAAUUACGGCGUAUUGAUUGACGAGACCCUCACUGCCGCCGGUCCAGAUGGCCUUACGUUGAAGCAGAUAUACAAGAGAAUCUGCCAGAGAUACCCAUGGUUCUUUUUCCAUACCGAAACGAAAGGUUGGGAGAGCAGUGUCCGCCACAAUCUCAUUGGGAACGAGGCGUUCAGAAAGGACGAGACGACCAAUUUGUGGUCGCGCGUUCCCGGUGUCGAGUUGGACGCAGGAAAGAAGCGCAAGGCCUCAUCGCCGGACCGAGCAAUGGCUGCCCAAGGGUAUGGUCCCUAUUCAUAUCCAUAUAAUCCCCAUCAGCAGCACAUGGUUGGCCUCCCUGGUUAUGGACAAGCUCAAGCCACCGGCUAUCAAGUGCCACCAUUUGGUCAAGGCCAACAUCGACCCUUGCAAUACCCACCUCCUCUACACCAGCAGCCGCAACCUCAACAGCAGCCGCAGCAACAACCUAACCACCAGCAACAACCGCAACAACAUCCUCAACAACAUCCUCAACAACACCCGCAGCAGCACCCACAGCAGCACCCGCAACAACAUCCGCAACAACACCCACAGCAACACCCGCAGCACCUGCCUGCUCCAAUCCCGGCUCAGGCACCGGCACCCACGCAGGUUACGGCCCAUGGUCCUCCACCGCCGCCAACAAAACCAACGAUGGAGUUACCACAGCCUACCUACAGCUCACCAUAUGCUGCACGACCUCCCCCGCCCGCCAACCCAGCCAAGAUGGAGGCGCCAGCACAGCCCAUCGCUACCGGUCAGCCAGUGGCGGUCAAGCCAUCUCCUGGCCCUGCCAGCACAUCCCAACCGCAAUCCACUGUUGCGGGCAAGGCAGCGGCUUCCUCCGCGAGCCCUACACCCACCCGGCCUGUCAUCGACCCACGAUUACUGCAAGCGGUUGUGAACCUCAAAAACGGGCUCAUCGAAAACCUUAAAAAGGCUCGCAACCCUCAGGCUGAGGCCAUUGUCAUAUCGGCACUAAACCGCUGCGUUGGUCUGAAGAAGGAGGCCACCGAAAAUGACAAGAUGGAGGCCAUCUGCAUCAAGGGUAUUGGUCAGCUCAUUGUUGGAUUCAUGAAGAAUAAGAGCCCCACGCCAGGUGGCGCUGGCACGGCCGCCAGUGAUCCACCUCCAAUUCUAGAAGCCAAAGUUCUUGUUCAACUGAAUGGCUUCAAGGAAAUUUCCAUCAAGACUCUUAAAGGCCGUCUUGGAGAAGUAAUGGCCGAGGCCGUAACCCUCUCCGCGAUUGAUCGAGUGCUUGGAUUUGCUGAGGCCAGCACAGUCCGCCCUGGUGGCGAGGGCGAGUCGACCGCGAACCUUGAAGGUGUCGAGCAGCACCUGAUGAAGUCUAUCAGGCAGCUUCUUUUGGGCAUGAAUCAGAAGUUGGGCUAA